AUGCCAAAAAGCGUUCCAAAGAGUGGUGACAGAUCUCGCACCUGUCAGCCAUCCGGUGGAGGCCGAAAGCGAAAGCUGGAACCUGUUGCAUCGGCCCCCUACCCACAGGAUCGGUCCGGGGCGGGGAAAAGGAUACGCAUUCCAGCGACAGGGCAAUCCCCAGCUUCCGGCAGUGUCAGCUCCACAACCCCCGACACACCGCCGACCGAGCGCGGUGCCGUUACCGACUUUAUGCUGCAGGCACUCGGGCGCAUCCGGGAGCUGCAGGAUGAGCUUGAUUUUCUACAGAACGACCCGUACGCCGAGGAUACGGACGAUGAGGAUCAGCAUGACCACGGGAGACAGCCGCCGGUGCAGGUGAUUGGUGGACGACAGGCGGAAGCGAUCGGGUGGGCUGUCUGUGCCCGGGAAACGAUGCAUUUCCUGCAGCGCGAAGGCAUCCCACCGGACAGCCCAUUGAUGGUGAAUCUCCGUCGACGGCUCGUCGGACGGGUGGACGAACCGGACGAAGGACUCUCCUGCUAG
Messenger RNA from Anopheles marshallii, 525 nucleotides. RefSeq lists its product as uncharacterized. The transcript has a single exon. The record is from RefSeq and is a predicted model, not a curated record. NCBI's taxonomy places the organism in Eukaryota, Metazoa, Arthropoda, Insecta, Diptera, Culicidae. Bases 1 to 525 code for a protein of 174 amino acids.